This is a messenger RNA of Protopolystoma xenopodis, 705 nucleotides long. NCBI's taxonomy places the organism in Eukaryota, Metazoa, Platyhelminthes, Monogenea, Polystomatidea, Polystomatidae. The record is from the annotation of a GenBank genome assembly.
AUGCAACUACUAAGCUCGAGCCUAAAUGAUGACGAGAUAAAGUCACUUGAGCGACAGAUGGAGGGCCUUAUGCAAGAAUUGCACCGUCUGCGUAAUCCAGACCGGAAAUAUUCAGCUGAUCCUGGUGGCAACCGCUUGGGCAGGCUUCGACUGCUCACUUUGAAUAGGAGUGGGAAAAAGGCUUCCGAGAAACAGGGAAAGGAGUUUACCGAAGUAAAGACGAACGGUUUCUCUUCGAAUAGGACUGGUAGGGACCGCAACAGCGAAGGAGCGGCUAGGCGUGGCAAUGGCCAAGAGGUCGAUCGGAAAGCUGUAAAUUCAGAGCCUUCCACAACUACUCUGGCUCCAAAGGAGUCUAUACAAUGCAAAAAAGAUAGUGAAUCUGUCAAAGGUGAAGAAGACAGAAGUAGGACAAAUGGUCAUAGCAGCUAUGCUAAAGCGACCGAAAUGAACACAGCAAACCGGCAAGUUGAGUUGACUCCGACGGUGAAUUCAACUGCAUCCGAGCAGCAGGAAGUAGAAAAUCCGAAACGGUGUCUGGUCGAAGACAGUAAAGGGAAUGCCGUAAGAAGAGGGCAAAAUAUAAGCAAAAGCAAAGUAGCAGAGUCGGACCAAACUGAAAGAUUGCAAUUGCCUUAUACUAAAGAAGAAAAGUCAAAAGACAAUGAAAAUCUUUUGGAUUCUGAUUCAUUUCUAAUCAGGUAA